Molecule: messenger RNA, 807 nt
Organism: Microdochium trichocladiopsis
Lineage: Eukaryota; Fungi; Ascomycota; Sordariomycetes; Xylariales; Microdochiaceae
Exons: 5
Source: RefSeq, a predicted model, not a curated record
CCACAGUUCUUGCGCGAGGUCUGGGGCCUCUACGGCUUCGGCAUACUGAUCCUCCUCCUUCGCUUCGCUGUGCGCAUCAAGACCGUCACAAUCCGUGGCCUGCAGUGGGACGACUUUUUUGCGUUGCUGGUCAUCAUCUUCUACACAAUCGCAUCCACAACGGUGCAUCUUGUCUACCUGCAAGGGUCCAACAUUGAAGGUGUCAUUAUCAGUGCUUCACGGCCUCUGAGCGAUGAGGAGAUCGACCAGCUCCACGAGGGAAGCAGACAGCAAAUGCUGGCCUGGUACACAUACUCGAGUCUCGUAUGGUGCCUGAAGGGCACAAUGGUGUGUUUUUACCUGCGCAUGACAGCGGGCGUUGCCAACAGGCGCGUGGUCGUCUGGCUUGGUUGGGUCUGUAUUGCCACAUACGUUGCAGUGGAGUUGACGAUCACCUUUGGCUGCUGGCCUUAUGCCGGCAACUUCCAGAUCAGUCCUGACCCGGGCACAAAGUGUACGCUCAAGCCACAGAACUUCAUUGUCAUGACAGUGCUCAACAUUAUCACCGACGUGGGCAUUCUGUCCGUUCCCCUGCCGCUCCUGUGGGCCCUCCAGGUCCCGCUGCGUCAGAAGAUUGCCAUCGGCCUGCUUCUAUCCUCGGGCGUCUUCAUCAUCACGGCAACCAUCAUCCGCAUCUCCGUCACGCUCGGCUCGGCACCCAGCGCGCUGACCAUCAACCGGUGGGGCGUCCGCGAGGUCUGCGUCUGCGUCUGCGCGACCACCGCUCCCGUCCUGAGGCCGUUCUUCACCAAGGCCUUCUGGAUGGGG